AUGGAAAAAAACACCGGAGCGCCGUGCGCAAAAGGGGCUUGGGCGUUCAAAGCGGCGCGCUUUUGGACCGUCUUUCACCCCGCGAACGCCGACUCGGCUCCCUGUUCCGGAAGCCGGCGGAGGGAGCGACCGCGGUUCUUGCGGAAUGGGCCCGCUUCGUGCUUGCGCAGAGAGCGCUUCUCACCCGGAAGCCGCAAGGGCGCUUUGACCUCGUCGCCCGAUCGGGAACUUCGGAACAUUGUCAUUACUUUUUGCGGCGCUCGGCCGCGCCCUAUUUUGAAAAAAACGAUACCGACUGGCUUCACCUGCACGCGAGCGCGUGCAUUUGACCUCCAGACUAUUAGCGCACUGCACGAAAGAACAGUCGGUGAACAAGAUGAGAGAACCAUGUCGAGACCGAGAGAGCAAGUAGAAUUAACACUCAGCAAGAACACCUACACGCAGC
This is a messenger RNA of Amoebophrya sp. A120, 445 nucleotides long. The record is from the annotation of a GenBank genome assembly. Lineage: Eukaryota; Dinophyceae; Syndiniales; Amoebophryaceae.